This is a messenger RNA of Maylandia zebra (zebra mbuna), 13223 nucleotides long. NCBI's taxonomy places the organism in Eukaryota, Metazoa, Chordata, Actinopteri, Cichliformes, Cichlidae. The record is from RefSeq and is a predicted model, not a curated record.
UCAGUCGCUCCAUGUGUUGAUUGCGGGGAAUCAGAGGAGGAGGAAAAGGCAGAGGGGGAGAACAUCUGGCCCAGCUGCACACUGCGUCUUUAAAGCCCCGCUGCUGCUGCUGCUGCUGAUAAAUUAGCUCUCCGAUCAGCUGUCGCUGUCCAGGGAGGGAGGUGCUGAUUUCGGAGCGCUCCUUCUUCCUCUCUCCUCCUCCUCCUCCUCCUCCUCUCUCUCUCUAUCUCUCCUUUGCCGCGACCGACCGAUCGACACUUGCAGCCAUUUUACGCAGGACUAACCCAAUCAUGUCGUGAAGAGGGAGGGAAAAGCUCGCUGGUCACCUGGGCAGAGCCAGCAGCCGCGCGUCCCGGUGAUCGCACACAGGCAGGCGGCCACGCAGGGUCCGGCCAAAAUGGUGAAGAGGAAAAGCCUGGAUGAAAACGAACCGGAGUGCGGGAAGGGAAUACCGUUCCCGAUCCAGACCUUCCUGUGGAGGCAGACCAGUGCUUUUCUGCGGCCAAAGUUGGGAAAACAGUAUGAGGCAUCCUGUGUGUCCUUUGAGCGAGUGCUGGUGGAGAACAAGCUCCACGGGCUGUCGCCGGCCCUGUCAGAGGCCAUCCAGAGCAUCUCCCGCUGGGAGCUGGUCCAGGCGGCGCUGCCUCACGUACUCCACUGCACCUCCAUUCUGCUGUCUAACAGGAACAAGCUUGGUCACCAGGACAAGUUGGGUGUGGCGGAGACCAAGCUGCUCCACACGCUGCACUGGAUGCUGCUGGAGGCCCCACAGGAGUGCAACCAUGAGCCCAGCCUGAGCCACGGCUGGUCCAGGGGCAGCAGCAGUAGCGCCUUCCUCCAGCCUGUGGGGAACCAGGGUUCCUCCCCGGGAGCUCCUAGCUCCUGCUCCAGCUCGGGCCUGGGCGGGUUAGGACAACAGCACAGCGGCUCCCUGCUGGAGGAGGAUGAGCAUACUCGCACCAAACUAUUCCAAAAGAGCAUGGCAACAGUAGAGCUGUUUGUGUUCCUGUUUGCACCGCUUGUUCAUCGGAUAAAGGAGUCAGACUUGACCUUCAGACUGGCUAGUGGUCUGGUAAUAUGGCAGCCAAUGUGGGAGCACCGCCUGCCUGACAUCCCUGCUUUUACUGCCCUCAUCAAACCUGUCAGAAACAUUGUUACAGCAAAGAGGAACUCCCCAGUCAACAACCAGUGCAGCCCCUGUGGAUCAGGCAACCCGGGUCCCACGGGCUUCCAGGUGGUUUGCGAAGCCACCCAAUCAGAUUCCUCCUCCCCGUCAGUCGGGGAGCAGAGUUGUCGUCGUGGUAACUCAGUGGAGAAAGGUGGCCCUUCCCAACAGCAACCCCCACCGGUCAAAGGCCCUUCCAAGAAAAAAACAUCAGCUCCUGCCGGCCUGCCAGCAUCGUUGGCCCAGCGGGCACGUUACGCCACUUAUUUUGAUGUGGCUGUGCUGCGCUGUCUGCUGCAGCCGCACUGGACGGAGGAGGGCGUGCACUGGGCCUUGAUGUACUACCUGCAGCGCCUCAGGCAGAUCCUGGAGGAGAGGCCUGAACGUCCCCCAGAGCCCUUGGUUGCACCUCUGCCACGGCCACGCAGCAGCUCCAUGGUGGCUGCGACACCCUCACUGGUCAACACCCACAAGACUCAGGAUAUGAGCUUAAAAUGCAAUGAAGAGGGGAAAUCUCUGAGCACAGAGACCUUUGCAAGGGUUUCCCUGACUAACCUUCGUCGGCAGGCUGUCCCUGACUUGUCUUCCGACCUGGGCAUGAACAUCUUCAAGAAGUUUAAGAACCGCCGCGAGGACCGCGAGAGAAAGGGCUCCAUCCCCUUCCAUCACACGGGGAAGAAGCGCCAGCGUCGGAUGGGGGUUCCCUUCCUGCUGCACGAUGACCACCUGGACGUCUCUCCCACCCGCAGCACCUUCUCCUUCGGAAGCUUCUCUGGCCUGGGUGACGACAGGCGGGCCCUGGAACGUGGAGGCUGGCAGGCCACCAUCAUGGGCAAAUUCACACGGCGGGGCAGCACAGACACAGCUGCAGAUGCAGACAGCCUGAGUGCCAAACACUCUCAUUCCCACCACUCGCUGCUCAGAGACAUGCCCGACCACUCUAACAGCCACAGUGACAACACCGUCAAGGAGGUUCGAUCUCAGAUCUCCACCAUCACCAUGGCGGCGUUCAACACAACAGUUGCGUCCUUUAACGUGGGCUACGCCGACUUCUUCACUGAGCACAUGAAGAAACUCUGCAACCCCGUGGCUGUACCUGAAAUCCCAGUGGAGCCGCUGGCAUGCGCCAACCUGCCGCGCAGCCUCACUGACUCCUGUAUCAACUACUCCUGUCUGGAGGAAGGCGAGAACAUCGAGGGCACCAAUAACUUUGUGCUGAAAAACGGCAUGUUGGACCUCACAGCUAUCCUGAGAGCUCUUUACUCCAUUCUCAGCCACGAUAUCAGUUCCAGGAUCUGCGACGUGGCUCUCAACAUCAUCGACUGCCUGCUGCAGCUGGGCGUGGUGCCCGGGAUGGGCAAGUUGUCCAAGCCAGAUAACAAGGAGAACCAAGAGGGUCGUGUCAAAGAUGCGGCAGCUCAGGGCCUCGGAGGAGUCGCCCAGGGAGGCGGGCCGAUUGCAGGGGCUGGAGGAGGUGGAGGAGGGGGUGGUGGAGGAGGAGGGGGAGGGGGAAGUGGUGGAGGGAGCGGGCAGGGGAGCAAGGACGAUGUGAAAAAUAAUAAGGAUGACGAUAAAAAGGAAGAAGCUGGUGGCCUCAGCCCCCACCGCCUGGCUUUGACAAUGCUCAUAAAGAUAGUCAAGUCUCUGGGCUGUGCUUACGGCUGUGGUGAGGGCCAUCGAGGACUAUCAGGAGAUCGCCUGAGGAUGCAGGCCCAGAACUGCCUCACCAACCUGUAUAAGCUGGACAAGCUUCAGUUUCGCCUGACUAUGCGCGAGUACGUCAACAGAGACUCCCUCAAUAACAUAGUCGACUUCCUGCAUGCACUGCUGGGCUUCUGCAUGGAGCCCAUCACUGACAAGUACGGCAGUGCAGGUGAGAGGUCCAGGAGGGCGAAAAAAAGAAACAUCGUGCUGUCAGCAAUGACUAAACCACCUGCUGUGUCAUCCAUGGUCUCUCCUGCCUCCCUGCUGCUUCCAGACAAGGCGGGCUUCGGAAACAACUUCGCCACAGGAGACAACAAAUCUGUAGCCCAGAAUAUGGAGGCCGUGGUGGUGGGCUGCAUGUUCAAGUCCCUCAUCACCCGCUGCGCCUCAACCACACAUGAGCUGCACAGCCCCGAGAACCUGGGUCUGUACUGUGACAUCCGCCAGCUGGUCCAGUUCAUUAAAGAGGCCCACGGAAACGUGUUCCGCAGGGUGGCACUGAGCGCGCUCCUGGACAGCGCGGAGAAGGUCACCGCCACCAAGAAACCUGAUGAGAAGGAGGAGACCAAACAGCCCGGUCCCAGGAGGUCAGAGGCGGGUGUGUCCGGGGAGAAGGGUCAGGUGUCCAGUACUGCAGACGAGUGUCGCAGCUACAUCUCCAGUAGACCCCCCCAGACACCCGAACAUGAAGAACAGAUCCCGGGUGCUCUGCUGGGCAGGAAGGAUUUUUGGAGGAAGAUGUUCAAGUCGCAGAGCGCCGCCAGUGACACCAGCAGCCAGUCGGAACAAGACACCUCAGAGUGCACCACCGCACACUCUGGCACCACCACCGACCGCCGCUCACGAUCCAGAUCCCGUCGCAUUUCGCUUCGCAAGAAGUUGAAGCUGCCUAUCGGGAACUGGUUGAAGCGCUCCUCUCUCUCUGGACUGACUGACGGCGUCGAGGACUUGCUGGAUAUCAGCUCGGUGGAUCGACUCUCCUUCAUACGUCAGAGUUCAAAGGUGAAGUUCACUAGUGCAGUGAAGCUAUCUGAAGGUGGCGCUGUAGGGCCGGAGUACGGCAGGGACGAGGAGGAGAAUUUCUUCAAGCGGCUCGGUAAAUGGAGGUCUGGCAGGAGGAAUCCAUCCAAGCUUCACCACACAGAAGAGAAAGAUGGACCUCACGGUUUCCAGGAGCGUCUCGCAGCCAGCCAGGAGGCCAUGAAGAACAAGAAUGUAGUGAAUCUGGGCGCCAUCCGACAGGGUAUGAAACGCUUCCAGUUUCUCCUGAACUGCUGCGAGCCAGGAACCAUACCAGAUGCCUCCAUCCUCGCCGCUGCUCUGGACCUCGAAGCCCCAGUUGUGGCCAGGGCCUCCCUUUUCUUGGAAUGUGCCAGAUUUGUCCACCGGUGUAAUCGUGGCAACUGGCCCGAAUGGAUGAAGGGCCACCACGUAAACAUCACCAAGAGAGGGCUGUCCAGGGGCCGAUCGCCUAUUGUGGGCAAUAAAAGAAACCAGAAGCUCCAGUGGAACGCUGCCAAGCAUUUCUGCCAGUGGGGAGACGCGAUUGGCACGAGGCUCAGCGAACUCUGCCACUCGGACAGUGAGAGCCCCGCCAACAUCCUGGGUUAUAUUUACGAUGAAGAGACCAAACGCAGGAUGAGGAAAGAAGACGAGGAAGAAGACUAUUUAGAUGACAACACGGUCAAUCCUACAAAAUGUGGCUGCCCCUUCGCACUGAAGAUGGCCGCUUGCCAGCUGUUGUUGGAGAUCACCACUUUCCUGCGAGAGACCUUCCCCUGCUUACCACGACCGCGCACCGAACCGCUUGUGGAUCUGGACAGCUGCCGCCUGCGUCUGGACCCAGAGCUCGGCCGCCAUCGCUACGAGAGGAAGAUCAGCUUUGCGGGCAUCCUCGACGACGAAGACGGGCACGAUUCCCUCAACAGCAGCAGCCACACUCUGAAGUCUGACACCACCUGUGAUGAUAAGAAGACCCAGGAGGCUCAGGACAAUCUCUCCCCACUCCCCUGCUCUCCAGCACCAGUGCGGAAGAUUCGUAUCGGAGGCUCGCGCCUGCUUCAGAUCAAAGGAGCCCGCAGUUUUCGUGUGAAGAAGGUUGGCUCGCUGUCUUCGAUACGCAGAGCGGGGAGUCUGAAGAGCACCAAGCUGUCUCGGCAGGACUCUGAGUCUGAGAACGAAGAAGGCCUGCUGUCACAAACGCAGAGCAGGGACACAGUUACUGACAUCGGCAGUCCCUUCAGCACCAGUGAACCCAGCAUCGAGCCAGAAGGUCAGAGCUCAGGAGGGACGGAGGACAACUACCACCGCAACAUGUCCUGGCUUCACAUUAUGAUCCUGCUGUGCAACCAGCAGAGUUUCAUCUGUACCCACAUAGACUUCUGCCACCCACGCUGCUACCAACACCACAGCCGCUCCUGCGCCCGUCUGGUCCGUGCCAUCAAGCUCGUGUACGGGGAGACGGUGGACAGCCUGAGGGAGGACAGCGCCUCCUCUGGUAACAUCGGAGGACGUGUGAAGAAAAACAAAGAGUGUUCAGACAAGUCUUGUCUGAGGACCCCGUCCAUGAAGAGAAGACCCACUGACUCCAACACAGAAGGGAAGAAGGAUACAGGCAUGCUCAAGUACAUCCGCAAUCAGGUGAUGAGUUUGUCACCAGCUCCUCUUUCACUGCUGAUCAAAGCAGCUCCUAUCUUGACUGACGACAUGUACGGAGACAUCCAGCCCGCAGCCUGGGAACUCCUACUCAGUGUGGAUGAACAUAUGGCAGCCGCUGCUGCUGCCUUGUUUCUCCUGUGCGCCGUAAAGGUCCCUGAUGCAGUGACCGAAAUGAUGAUGGCAGAGUUCCAGCACCCUGAGGCCUGCCAGCGCAUUAACUCCAUCCUGAAGUUUUACACUCUGUGGCGUUUUCGCUACCAAGUGUGGCCUCGCAUGGAGGAAGGAGCCCAGCAGAUCUUUAAGAUCCCUCCACCCAGCAUUAACUUCACUCUCCCUUCUCCAAUACUGGGCAUGCCCUGUGUCCCCAUAUUUGACCCUCCCUGGGUGCCCCAGAACACUGGCAGCGUCCAGGAUCCAAUCAACGAAGACCAGUCUUACCCCACAUUAAUUCAGUCAGUCCAUGCCAUAAAAUCCUUCUCUGCGCGGGCGGUGUCGCGCUCCCACCAGCGAGCCGAGCACAUCCUCAAGAACCUGCAGCAGGAGGAGGAGAAGCGGCGUCUGGGCCGCGAGGCCAGCAUCAUCACAGCCAUCCCUGUGGCUCAGGAGGCCUGCUACGAACCCACAUGCAGCCCUCCACCCGAGCAAGAGGAGGAAGCAGAAGAAGUGGUGAACCUGGCAUCACGACGUCUGUCUGUCAGCCCAUCCUGCGCCUCCAGCAACUCCCACAGGAACUACUCUUUCCGCCGGGGCUCUGUAUGGUCUGUCCGCUCGCUGGCCAGUGCUGAAGAUGAAGAAAACACAACAGAACACACACCCACUCACCACAUGCUACAGCCACCUCAAGCUGUCUUCCCAGCAUGCAUCUGUGCUGCCGUCCUACCAAUAGUGCACCUCAUGGAAGACGGUGAAGUUAGAGAGGAUGGCGUGGCUGUGAGUGCUGUUGCCCAGCAAAUCCUCUGGAACUGCCUCAUUGAAGAUCCAGCUCUCGUUCUCCGCCACUUCCUGGAAAAGCUGACAGUUAGCAACAGACAGGACGAGCUGAUGUACAUGCUUAGGAAGCUCCUGCUCAACAUUGGAGAUCUGCCAGCCCAGACCUCUCACAUCCUUUUUAACUACCUGGUGGGCCUGAUCAUGUAUUUUGUGCGGACUCCCUGUGAAUGGGGCAUGGACGCCAUCUCGGCCACGCUGACCUUCCUCUGGGAGGUGGUCGGCUACGUGGAGGGGCUCUUCUUUAAAGACCUGAAGCAGACCAUGAAGAAAGAGCAGUGUGAGGUCAAACUGCUGGUCACAGCAUCGAUGCCAGGAACCAAAACGCUGGUGGUGCACGGGCAGAAUGAAUGUGACAUCCCAACCCAGCUACCAGUCCACGAAGACACUCAGUUUGAAGCCCUGCUAAAGGAGUGUCUGGAAUUUUUCAACAUUCCCGAGGCCAGAUCGGCACACUACUUCCUCAUGGAUAAACGAUGGAACCUCAUCCAUUAUUCAAAGACAUAUGUUAGAGACAUCUACCCGUUCCGAAGGUCAGUCUCUCCUCAGCUCAACCUGGUCCACAUGUUGCCUGAGAAAGGACAGGAGCUCAUCCAGAAACAGGUGUUUUCCCGUAAACUAGAAGAAGUCGGUCGAGUCCUCUUCCUCAUCUCCCUCACACAACACAUGCCAGCUGUGCACAAGCAGUCCCACGUCUCCCUGCUGCAGGAGGACCUGCUUCGCCUGCCCUCCUUCCCCCGCACCGCCAUCGAUGCAGAGUUCUCCCUCUUUAAUGAGCCUCAAGGAAAAGAGCUGUUUGGCUUGGACACUCUCCACAAGGUGUUGUGGAUCAAACUGUUGGAGGAAAUGUUUCUGGGCAUGCCCAGUGAGUACCCGUGGGGCGAUGAGAUGAUGCUGUUCCUUAACGUCUUCAACGGGGCCCUUCUGCUGCACCCCGAGGACAGCUCCCUGCUGAGGCAGUACACGGCGACCGCCAUCAACACCGCCGUUCACUUUAACCAUCUGUUCUCCCUGAGCGGGUACCAGUGGAUGCUGCCAACCAUGCUGCAGGUCUAUGCAGACUACGAGAGCAACCCUCUUCUGAGGCAGGGCAUUGAGUUUUGCUGCCGGCAGUUUUACAUCCUCCAUCGAAAACCCUUUAUCCUGCAGCUGUUUGCCAGCGUUGCUCCGCUGCUCGAGUUCACAACCAGCACCAGUACCGGUCUUUCUAAAGGAGUUUCGGCCCAGUGUCUGUUCGACCUGCUGGUCUCUCUAGAAGGUGAAACCCAGGAUGCCCUGGAUGCUCUGGAGCUGGUAAAAGCUGAGAAGCCUCUACGCUCUCUGGAUUUCUGUUAUGGUAAUGAGGACCUGACCUUUUCUAUCAGCGAGGCCAUCAAGCUGUGCGUCACUGUGGUUGCAUAUGCCCCCGAAUCCUUCAGGAGUCUCCAGAUGCUGAUGGUGCUGGAGGCCUUGGUUCCCUGCUACCUCCAGAAACUGAAGAGCAACACAGUUACGAUGGAGUCUGCUUCGGCUGCCAGAGAUGAGAUUGCGGCCAUCGCUGCCCUAGCUACGUCUCUGCAGGCCCUGCUCUACAGCUCUGAAACCCUCACAAGGCCCAUGACGGCUCCCCAGAUAUCUCGCUGUGAUCAGGGCCACAAGGGCGGCACUACAGCUAACCACGCCAUGUCCGGAGGGGUCAACACCAGGGACAAUCUUCACCUGCUGGAGGAGGGCCAGGGCAUGCCAAGGGAAGAGCUGGACGAGCGCAUUGCCAGGGAGGAGUUCCGCCGUCCACGGGAGUCCCUGUUGAACAUCUGCACCGAGUUUUACAAACACUGCGGGCCACGGCUCAAAAUCCUGCAGAACGUUGCAGGCGAGCCGCGGGUCACAGCUCUGGAGCUACUGGACAUCAAGUCCCACAUGAGGCUGGCAGAGAUCGCCCACGCCCUGCUGAAGCUGGCGCCCUACGACACCCUGACCAUGGAGAGCCGAGGGCUGCGGCGUUACAUCAUGGAGAUGCUGCCCAUCACCGACUGGUCGUCCGAGGCCGUCCGGCCUGCCCUCAUCCUCAUCCUCAAGAGGCUGGACCGCAUGUUCAACAAGAUCCACAAGAUGCCCACGCUCAGGUGCGCUCGCCCUCAGGCUUUAUGCAGCAGGAGACAGGUGGAGUGGGAGGCGGCCAGUAGCCUGAUCGAGGGGAUCUGCCUGACCUUGCAGCGACAGCCGAUCAUCUCGUUCCUGCCUCACCUGCGCUCGCUUAUCAACGUCUGCGUCAACCUGGUGAUGGGUGUGGUCGGCCCCUCCAGUGUGGCGGACGGGCUGCCACUCCUCCACCUCAGCCCUUACCUGUCUCCGCCUCUGCCCUUUAGCACCGCCGUGGUCCGAUUGGUUGCUCUGCAGAUUCAGGCCUUGAAGGAAGACUUUCCCCUCAGUCACGUGAUCUCACCUUUCACCAAUCAGGAAAGGCGGGAGGGGAUGCUGCUCAACCUGCUCAUUCCCUUCGUGUUAACUGUAGGCUCCGGGAGCAAAGACAGCCCCCACCUGGAGCAGCCGGAGGUCUUCCUGCUCCUACAGACAGUCAUCAACAUCCUGCUUCCCCCUCGUAUCAUCUCCACAUCCCGCACCAAGAACUUUAUGCUUGACGCCUCUCCGGCUCACUGCUCCACGCCGGGUGACCCUGGGAAAGAUCUGCGUAGGGAGGGAUUAGCAGAGUCCACGAGCCAGGCUGCUUAUUUAGCUCUGAAGGUGGUGCUGGUUUGCUUCGAGCGCUCGCUGGGGAACCAGUGGUAUCGGCUGAGCCUGCAGGUGAAGGAGAUGGCUCUGAGGAAGGUGGGCGGCUUGGCCUUCUGGGACUUCAUCGACUUUAUCGUCCGAACCCGGAUCCCUAUUUUUGUCCUGCUCAGACCCUUUAUACAGUGCAAGUUGCUGACCCAGCCGGCCGAUUCCCAGGAAGAGAUCACAGCGCGCCACCACAUCGCUGAUCAGCUGGAGCGGCGCUUCAUCCCACGACCUCUCUGCAAGAGCUCACUGUUUGCAGAGUUCAACAAUGAGCUCAAGAUCCUCAAAGAGGCUGUGCACAGCGGCUCAGCAUAUCAGGGCAAGACAUCCAUCAGCACGGUGGGCACCUCCACGUCAGCCUACCGCCUCAGUUUGGCCACAAUGUCGCGAUCCAACACAGGCACUGGAACAGUUUGGGAGCAGGACAGCCAACCGUCACGGCAGCCCUCACAGGACACGCUCAGCCGUACCGACGAGGACGAUGAAGAGAUUGACUCCAUGAGCAUUCCCAGCGUGGUGAGCGAGCACGAAGCCUUCAUGCCCAGGGUGAUGUCACAGCGCCGUUUCUCCAGCCACGCCACUGGCUCGGCGGCCUCUCAGCCCGAGGCCCCCCGCACCACCAUGUUGCCCAGCCACAGUGAACCCAAUGUGCUAGAUGAGUCCCAGGGUCUUCUGCAGGAGGGUAACCUCUCUAGGGUGGCCAGUGUGCAGAGCGAACCAGGUCAGAACCUCCUGAUCCAGCCCCCGUUAGGAAGAAAGCGAGGACUCAGACAGAUGCGACGCCCCCUGCUGUCCAUUCCAAAAACCGAACCACGCGGUCGAUCUGGAGCGAGGCUUUCUACAACGCGCAGGAGCAUCCAGCCCAAGAACAAACCACUGGAAACUUUAUUGGACUGUGAAGCGCAUGGAGACCAAAAGAGGUCAGUCACCUUUACAGAGAAUCAAGGCCAGCAGGCAUCCACGGGGGCAAGCAAGCCUCCAACUCCCAGCACUGUGGACCCACCGGGCGAAGGCAGAGGGACGAGUCCUGCCCCAUCAAAGUCCCCAACCCUGGAAGUACCCCCCACCUCUUCAGCCAUGAUCUUGGCUGACCUGCACGGACCUACAAAUGCACAGGUCCCUCAAGCAUUAAGCAGCAAGGAGAAGAGAGAGCAGUGGGGGCUACGCAGCAGCCUCUCCCCUCCCCCAUCCAUCUCCCGGCCUUCCACUCCAACACCCCCAUCCCGAACCUGCUCCCCUCUCCCCCUCUCCAGAACCUGCUCCCCUCUCCCUUUGUCCCGCACCUCCUCUCCUCUUCCACCGCCACUCCCAGUGCUGAGCACAGCACCCGCUCCGGGUCCACCGCCGCCACCUCCAUUACCACCAACUCAUCUUGCUGCUGCUCCUCCUCCUCCACCACCCCCGGGGCCUUCUAGGAUCAGAGAGAGCCCCGGGGACGAGGACACAACCGCCCUGCUGCCGCGCAGCGACACCCUGCUGCACCUCAGCGAGGACGAUGGCACCGAGAACCCGCUUCUCACCCCGCUGCUGUCCCCUCCUCCCCCCCGCCGGUCGCCCCGCCGCUCUCCCCUCCCCCUCUCACCCGUCGACCUGGACCUGGAUGAGUCCCACGUGUGAGAGAGGUGACGGAUGGAUGUUUUUUCUAUCCAGAUGCUCUAUAAAACACAAAAAGUAAAGUUUUUGGUUUUACUGAAAGUCUUAAACAGUUUGAAAGGACAGGACUGUUUUGACUUUAUGUCUCCUAAAUGAAGAAAACUCCUUCCUCUGUCUGAAAUAUGACAAAUCAGAGUCACUCUCUUAUCUUCUCUGUCCUCAGACUGAGGGCUGAAUGUAUGUUACAGCAGCAAUCGACAUAAGGUCUCAUCUCUGGUCCUCACCAAGAGCAGAAAUGUUUUUUCAGCAACGAUAUCAAAUACCUAUUUAAGAUAAGAGAAAGGAUUAUUUAACUCAGUAAUGACUAUUUAAAAUAGAAAAUAUGUCUAUAUUGAAAAAGGAGAUGAUAUAACAUGUGAUGUGGUGCAGAUUUGUAUAAACGUUAUAAAGAGCCAUUCUAAAGAUAAAGUGAGUGACUUAUCUUAGCACCUUUAUUUGAAAUGGAGUAAAGGGAAUAAAUAUAUAACACAGCAUAUGUAUUUUAAUCACAUAGAAGUGGAGUAUGACAUGUUGUAAUCCAGAAGUCUAUGAGAUUUUAUAUUUUAGAAAGAGAUGUUUUUUUCUGUCAUUUGCACUUCAAAAUGUUCAUAAAGUCGAAUACACGUGUUUCCAGCUAAAACUCCAUCAUGUCCAGUGCUUUGUUAAGUGAUGAUGUUUGUAAAGUAAACAUCUUGAUGUGGAUAAAAACUUUUCCAUCAACUCUGCUAAAAAAUAAAAGUUUAGGAUAAAUCAGAGACGCUCAACAGGAUAACCGAAACAAAUUCAACACAAUUUUGACUUUUUGUGGUUUUAGCGUGGAUGCAAUCUGAAAGGCUAACGCUAAACUGUAAACAUGGUCACAUGACUUUUUCAUGUGAGAAGAUGUUGCGCCGUCUAAUCGUGCUCCCUGUAUUACAGCACAGUCUCACAGCAGCUUAUGAAGUAGUUGCGACCUUUGUGUUCAUGUAUAUGCACCUCGUAUUUUCACGUUUAAAAGGAGAGAAAAAAUCCACAGUUGCACAGAUUGACAGAGUUACAUGGAUGUGAGAGAUUACUGGGGUUGCAGUAGUUGGAGGAAUGGAACAGAUUGCAGAGAUGGGAGGGAUUGCAAGGGUUGUAACGGCUGCAGGAAUAGGAGAGACUAUGGCACGGACCACAGUGUGCACCAUAACUGGAGAGAAAAUCAUGGUGACCAAUCAGGAACUUUGUAUGGUAGACCCUCCCACAGCCUCUGUCAUCCCAGGCUUCAUCUUUGGGGCCUGGCUGUGGAAACACAGCAAAAAACCAACCAAUUCCCCUUUUAAAUGUAGAGACACUACAUUUGAAUGUGUUUUAUCUGUUUGUUAGUUUUAGGAAGAAGGCAGUAGAUUGCGGCUUCACCGGUAGAUAAAUAAACCAACACCGGUUGUGCUAUCGCCAUCAUCAUGCAGUCAUAAUGUCCUACCAUUGUCUCAUUGAGUUCAGCUCUAACUCUAAAGUGUAUGUUGUGCACAAUAUUUUAUUUGGGACCAAAGACUGUAUCUUUACAUAGCAGUUAUAUAUGUAAGAAAAAGGCAUAUAAUAUUUACAGAGACACUUGUCCUGGUGUUCGUCAUGCUGUUCUGUUUGUGUCUGUGAUGUCUUCUAUUCAGAGCAGUGGGGACGGGAUGUCUCUUAUCUUUAUUGCAACUGUGACGAUGCAGUAGAUAGACGUUACCUCGUUUCUCAUUUCAUGCCUUAACAGAGACGUCUGCAUACAUCGGUUUAUUUAGUCCACUGAGAACCUCAUACCUCCAGGAGUAUCCACUGAAACAGUCCCGCAGUAACGUCAGGUUGUUUUCUGUCUGCCGUGUUCGUGACACUCAGCUGCUUGCUGUGGCCUCCACACUCAAACCUCUCUGUGUGCUGUCAGGUCACAGAAGACAAAACUUUGUGCCAUAACUCACACCAGUGCACUGUGAGUGUUUUAUUGUUGGCUGCUUGUCUUUCUUUUUUCUGUGUCAUGAUUUGUGAAAAAUUAUGUAAUCAUUUUGGUUACGCAGAGACUCAAGUUACGCAGAGGGAAUGAUGCAUUUCUUAAAGGGGGUUGUCGUUGUGUCGUCUAAAUCCACGCAGCUCUGCAAAUUCUUCAUUUGAUGUUUCUAAAUGCAUAUCACGCCAAGCCUAGUGUAAAGACGCAUCGGCAUAUUUAUUGUUGAGGGUCGCUGGGUUUGUCACUCCCUUUAAAUGUAAUAUGUCUGUGUCGAAUGAUGUCUUCUUUGUGCAAAGAUUAAAUAAUAAAGCUUCACUAUAUCAGAAUAUUUCCUAAAUAUCUAAAUAAAUGGAUAUUGUUUACACUGUU